AUGCAAGCUGGGAACUGUGAUGAACCAAAGGCUGGCAAAGCAGGAGGCCCGGCAGUCAGCCCAGUGGGAGACGCAAAGCGACAAAAUGUGGCGGCCAUCCUCAAGGGUGACAUUCAGGUUCAACGAACUCCUCUGCUCGGUGGAGGCUUGCUGACAGUCCAAGACGGCGCUGCUGUGAUCAGACGAGCAUACAAAAACCCCCUAACUGGUGGCACUGGCAUGAGCAAGGAGCUUAUGAGGCGGUUGCAUUCAAGGCAUCAAUUUGUACCCUGGGGUUCUCCUCGUCAAGCGACGGUCCUGCCUGAGCCCGAAGAGACCAUAACGGAGCAGAACGAAGAAGAGAGUCUGCCUCCUGGGGUAGAGCCUCUUGUUCUCUGGCAACCCGAACCAGGAGACGAGAAGGUCACCGAGUCAUCCAAGCCCAUCCUUGUAGAUAACGUUCUUGUCAAGUUCCUUAGAGCCCAUCAGAGGGAAGGGGUGCAGUUCAUGUUUGAAUGUAUUGGUGGUCUGAGGGACUUCAGCAAGAAAAAGAACAUGGAGGACGGGAUGGUAGAGGAUGACAACAAGCCAAAGGACGAAGGAUGUUUUGGGUGCAUUUUGGCUGACGAUAUGGGACUUGGAAAAACUCUGCAAAGCAUCACUCUUGUGUGGACACUCCUGCGGCAAGGCUUUGAUGGUUCUCCUCUGGCCAAGCGGAUUGUAAUUGUUACUCCGACAAGCCUGGUGGGAAAUUGGGAAAACGAGUUCUCAAAGUGGCUCCCUGGUCGAGUGGAUGUCCUGGCCCUCUGCGAGUCAACGAGGUCUGACGUGCUUCAGGGCAUUGCUUCCUUCUUGGCCCCGCGGAGACACCCGGACGUCCUCAUCAUCUCCUACGAGACAUUCCGGUUGCACGCCGACAAGUUCAAGAAGAAAGGAAGUUGCGACCUCCUGCUCUGCGACGAAGCGCACAGACUGAAGAAUGACAAAACUCUCACGAACCAGGCUCUGGAUUCGCUCCCAUGUCGGCGGCGAGUGCUUCUCUCUGGGACACCCAUGCAGAAUGAUCUGGAGGAGUUCUUCGCAAUGGUCAACUUCACUAAUCCAGGCAUACUUGGAAUAGCCUCCUCGUUCAGGCGCCACUACGAGAAUCCGAUCCUGAUCGGACGCGAACCGGACGCUAGCGACGCGCAGAGGGCUCUUUCCGCAGACAGAUCGGCUGAAUUGAGUGAGAAGGUCAAUCAGUUCAUUCUCAGACGGACAAACGCUCUGCUGUCAAAUCAUCUGCCCCCGAAGAUCGUUGAGAUCGUAUGCUGCCGGAUGAGCGACCUGCAGGUGCAACUGUACAAGCACUUCAUCCAUUCCAAGAAUGUCAAGAAGCUGAUGGAGGACGACACGAAGAAGCUGCAAGUACUCUCGUCUAUCACCGCAAUGAAGAAGCUCUGCAACCAUCCGAAGCUGAUCUACGACACGGUGAAGGCUGGCGGGUCGGAAGCAGCGGGCUUCGAGGACUGCGUCAAGUUCUUCCCACCGGCCAUGUUCUCUGGAAGGAGCGGGCAGUGGACGGGUGGCGACGGCAGCUGGGUGGAGCUGUCCGGGAAGAUGUGCGUGCUCGCUCGCCUCCUCUCGCACCUCCGGCGGAAUACCGACGACAGGAUCGUACUCGUCUCCAACUACACGCAGACCCUCGACCUCUUCGCUCAAAUCUGCCGCGAACGGAACUACCCGUUUGUCCGGCUCGAUGGCACGACGUCCGUUGGCAAACGACAGAAGCUCGUCCAAAAGUUCAACGAUCCAGUCCCGGACGAGUUCGCAUUCCUGCUGAGCAGCAAGGCCGGUGGGUGUGGCCUGAAUCUGAUUGGGGGCAACCGGCUGGUGCUCUUUGACCCGGACUGGAAUCCAGCCAACGACAAGCAGGCUGCUGCUCGCGUGUGGCGUGAUGGACAGAAGAAGCGGGUGUUCAUCUACAGGUUCCUAGCAACGGGCACAAUCGAGGAGAAGGUGUACCAGCGGCAGAUGUCCAAGGAAGGCUUGCAGCAGGUGGUGGACACCAAGAAGGACGACGACCGGGUGCAGAUGAACGCUAUCUCGUCGGAAGAACUUCGUGACCUGUUCAAGUUCCAGGAGCAGUCCAGCUCCGACACGCACGACUCCCUCAACUGCGGGCGCUGCCAAGCUGGCGAAGCUUGCACCGAGCAAGAGCCGCCAGCAGCCGCCGAGGGUGCGCCAAGCACAGCAGAGGACAUCGGGGGCUUCGCAGCGGCGGCCGGAUGUCGAGACAUUUUGAAGCCCUGGGAGCGCCAGGUCGGCACGCCUGCAGAGGAGGACCUGAAGAGCUGGGCUCAUCAUGCGUCCCCCUCUACGGUGCCAGAUCGGGUGAUGCAGAGCGUGGCUGGGGAUGACGUGUCCUUCGUCUUCUCAUGCCAAAUCGACGGCAAGCUGAAACCCGUGGAGAGCAAGGCGCCGGGGCGUCCGCUCGCAGCAGGGGCCAGUGGCGCGGCCCAGAGAUCGGAGGCGAACAAGGCUGGCAGCACGCGGUUGCCGACCAAGCCGCCAGGCCUCGCAUGGAGAAGCCCUCUGCCAUCAAAGCCAGGUGUCAAGCCCACCACCCCCGGACUCCCCAGGACAGUAGGAGCACCAACCGCAGGACGCGGCAAGGUCCUCUCUUCCUUGCACCCCAACAUCAAAAAGUCUUCGCCAAGCGGACCAGCGGGCGCAGCGACGAAGAUCGGAGCAGCGCAGCAAGGGAAGGCGCAGCUUGCAGCGGGUCUAACGGGAGGGCUGUCGGGGCAGCCGCCCAAGGCGGGCACAACGAAGAAGCGGUCUCAGGCGCGACCGAAAGAACGGGCUGUUUCCAAGAAAGCGAAGGCUGUCUCCGACAGCAGCUGCUCGGAGGAAUCUGCGUUUGCGGAAGAGGAGGUCGAGUCACAGGAAGUGGUUGCCGACAGUGAUGAUGACUUUUGAAAGAUUAGUAGCUGACAAAGUAUCAAGCAAACCGCGCGUUUGAGUCGAUGUCUCGAUGAAGGUCGUUGCCAAAGGCUGCCCGCAACAUGCUUGGUUUGUUGAUGUAACGAUUUUGACUGAUCUAUUGUUUAACGGCCGAGCUACAGCGUUUGUCCCCGG
Messenger RNA from Klebsormidium nitens, 3099 nucleotides. The record is from the annotation of a GenBank genome assembly. Lineage: Eukaryota; Viridiplantae; Streptophyta; Klebsormidiophyceae; Klebsormidiales; Klebsormidiaceae.